This is a messenger RNA of Cynara cardunculus var. scolymus (artichoke), 2279 nucleotides long. RefSeq names its product probable endo-1,3(4)-beta-glucanase ARB_01444. Gene Ontology annotation, molecular function: endo-1,3(4)-beta-glucanase activity. The record is from RefSeq and is a predicted model, not a curated record. The transcript has a single exon. Bases 1 to 2193 code for a protein of 730 amino acids. NCBI's taxonomy places the organism in Eukaryota, Viridiplantae, Streptophyta, Magnoliopsida, Asterales, Asteraceae.
AUGGUGUUCAAGAAAAUUAGACGAAAAGUGGAGAGAAUUGUUACCAAACCCUUUAGAAAACCUUCAAGAAGACCCUCUAUAAAACCACCAUCACCAAACCCUUCUCCAUCUCCUCCACCUGAACCACCACUGGCCGCCAUGUACCGUCGCCCCACCCACCCUUUCAUGUUCCCGGAAGCGCAGUCCACCGUCCUCCCCGACCCCUCUACUUUCUUCUCCCCUAACCUUCUCUCAUCCCCUCUCCCAACAAACUCUUUCUUCCAAAACUUUGUCCUCAAAAAUGGCGAUCAACCCGAAUACAUCCACCCGUAUUUGAUCAAAUCAUCGCCCUCCUCGCUUUCUGUAUCGUACCCAUCUCUCUUCUCCACCACUGCCUUCACAUAUCAAAUCUUUAACGCGGAUCUCACCAUCUCCGCCGUGGAUAACUCAGAACCGAGUCAAACCCACAUCAUAUCUUCAUUCAGUGAUCUAAGUGUCACUUUGGAUCUUCCACCCAGUUUAAGAUUUUAUCUGGUUCGGGGCAGCCCGUUUUUGACAUGCCACGUCUUGCAACGUGUCGAAAAACUCUCCAUUUCAACGAUUCAUGCGAUUCUUGAUUUUACUCCGAAUUCCUCAAAAACCAAGUUCAAAAUCAAUCUCAACAACGGUCAAACAUGGGUGUUGUAUUCAUCUUCCCCUAUAGAUUUAACUCAUGAGAUAUCAAAGAUUUCAUCUGCAACGUUUUCAGGUAUAAUCCGUAUUGCCAUAUUACCGAAUUCAGACUCCAAACUCGAACCAGUUCUUGAUCAAUUCAGUUGCUGUUAUCCGGUGUCGGGUGAGGCUGUGUUCACUUCACCAUUUUGUGUUGAAUACAAAUGGGAAAAGAAAGGUUGGGGGGAUUUGUUAAUGUUAGCAAACCCUCUUCACCUUCAGCUUCUUGAUCAUAAUUCUUCAACUAAAGUUCUUGAUGACUUUAAAUACAAAAGCAUCGAUGGCGAUCUUGUGGGUGUAACUGGAGAUUCAUGGGUCUUAAAAACCGAUCCAGUUUCUGUAACUUGGCAUUCAAUCAAAGGAAUCAAAGAAGAAAGAUACCCCGAAAUCAUCGAUGCUAUCGUGAAAGAUGUAGAUGGUUUGGAUUCAACUUCCAUAUCGACAACAUCUUCCUACUUUUUCGGAAAACUUGUGGCAAGAGCAGCUAGGUUAGCAUUGAUAGCUGAAGAAAUUGGUUAUGUUGAUGUAAUCCCAAAAGUUCAGAAGUAUUUGAGGGAAACAAUCGAGCCAUGGUUGGAUGGAACCUUUGUUGGAAAUGGGUUUUUGUAUGAUAAAUCUUGGGGUGGAAUUAUAACCGAACAAGGGUCCAAAGAUUCAGGUGCAGAUUUUGGAUUUGGUAUAUAUAAUGAUCAUCAUUAUCAUAUUGGUUACUUUCUUUAUGGGAUCGCUGUUCUUGCGAAAAUCGACCCUAUCUGGGGAAGAAAGUACAGACCUCAAGCUUACGCUUUAAUGGCGGAUUUCAUGACUUCGGGUAGAACUAAAAACUCGAAGUAUACGAGAUUAAGAUGUUUCGAUUUAUGGAAGUUACAUUCAUGGGCUGGUGGUUUAACAGAAUUUGCAGACGGUAGGAAUCAAGAAAGCACAAGUGAAGCAGUGAAUGCUUAUUAUUCAGCAGCUUUAUUAGGGUUAGCUUAUGGAGACACACAGCUUGUUUCAACCGGUUCAUUACUAACAGCCAUGGAGAUCCAUGGAGCUCAACAAUGGUGGCAUGUUAAAGAAGAUGAUACAUAUUACCCUCAAGACUUCACAACAGAAAACCGAAUGGUGGGUGUUUUAUGGGCGAACAAAAGAGACAGUGGGUUAUGGUUUGCACCAGCGGAGUGGAAGGAAUGUAGGGUGGGGAUUCAAGUUCUGCCAUUGUUGCCGAUCACGGAGGUUUUGUUUUCAGAUAUGGGGUUUGUGAGGAAGGUGGUGGAGUGGAGUUUGCCGGCGUUGGAGAGGGAAGGUGUUGGUGAAGGGUGGAAAGGGUUUGUGUAUGCUUUAGAAGGGGUUUAUAAGAAGGAGAUUGCUGUUGAAAAGAUAAGGAGUUUGAAAGGGUUUGAUGAUGGGAAUUCUCUGAGUAAUUUGUUAUGGUGGAUUUUCAGUAGGGAUGAUGAUGGUGGUGAAGAAGAAGGUUAUGAAGGAGGAGGUAAGCAUUGUUGGUUUCGUCAUUAUUGUCAUUAAUGUUCAUAAAUUCGUCAUUAUUGUCAUUAAUGGUUUGUGUAUUAAUUAAUGUUUGUGGGUGUUUAAGUCAUUGUUUAUAAAUAAAA